CAGGUGCAGGCCCACCUUCGAAGGUGAAAGUUGUAAUGCUUGAACUCCGGGGUGAGUUCUCCAACGAUAAUCAGGAGAUUUGGACCCAAGAGGAGUUAAAAAGGCACAUCGUGCAAGGCCUGGAUGGGCAAUCUUCAGAUGAGUGGGAACUCCUUGAGCAACAACCCUUCCCCACCACCUGCACUGACAUCGCAGACCACUCCUUCGCCACAACUAUCUUCGGCAGGCAGUCCUAGUGACAGUAACAGUAAUGGUAACGGUAUAUGCGAUAUUAGAUGUGGGGGAGUCACCGGAAUCGUCAUAUCUCUGGUGGUUCUAACACAAUGUGCUCAGGCCCAUGAACAUUGUCUCACCAGCCUAGAAAGAAGGAUUGCAGAGGACCGUCUCGAUGAACUUGCAACCUCCCUCAUCGCCGUCACGUUCUACGAGGAAAAUUUGAACAAAGAAACUCCAGGGCACGUGGAUGGAAGCAACCCUUCUAAGACGGUCGGUGCAGGUGCGGCUCUCCACCCUUUUCUGCGGCCGCAGCGGCGAUGACGAGCCUCAGGUGGGGCGACCCCCCGCGGCGAGCGGAGCAACGGCGCAACGGGAGGGAGCUGUGGAAGGCGGCGGAGCGGCGAGAGAGCUGCUCGAUGCGGGGGAAGGCCAGCGGGGGAGCUCGUCUGUGCUCCUGGAGGCCCCGCAUCCUCUG
Lolium perenne is the source of this 691-nucleotide messenger RNA. RefSeq lists its product as uncharacterized. The record is from RefSeq and is a predicted model, not a curated record. Lineage: Eukaryota; Viridiplantae; Streptophyta; Magnoliopsida; Poales; Poaceae.